This is a messenger RNA of Pistacia vera, 3489 nucleotides long. RefSeq names its product LRR receptor-like serine/threonine-protein kinase GSO1. The record is from RefSeq and is a predicted model, not a curated record. NCBI's taxonomy places the organism in Eukaryota, Viridiplantae, Streptophyta, Magnoliopsida, Sapindales, Anacardiaceae. The transcript has a single exon. Bases 307 to 3237 code for a protein of 976 amino acids. Gene Ontology annotation, molecular function: protein binding.
CUGUGGUUAUAAAUUAAUAAUUCCUGAUGCAUCAUUAUUAUUAUUUUAUUAACUUUCUUUCCAACAUCAUUUUGCAGCCACACUCUCACUAUUUAAACUCAAGCUUUUUAUGAACAAACCAGUGAUUCUCUCUUUCAAAUUCCCUCCUUAAACUUCUAUUCCAUUUGUGAUCAUUUCAAGUUUCAUGAACUUCUCUUGCUUGUUCUUGCCUUUAUGUUCAACAUGGAACCUACCUUCUUCCCAAGUUAUGACACUGAAACUUUGGAAUUUGUAAUCUGAUACUUUGAUUCCAAAUUUAUCUUUUUCAUGCAUUUCGAAAUGGGUUGCAUUCAAAUGUUUCAUUUCGUCCUGUUUUUUAUCACAUUUAUUGCUGCUUUUGCUGUUACUCUUGGAGAUAACUCAACAGAUUCCUUCUGGCUUCUAAGAAUCAAACAAGAAGUAGUUGAUCCUAUGGGAGUUCUAGAGAACUGGUCUUCAAGAGCUCAUGUAUGCAGCUGGCAUGGAAUAACAUGCUCAGAUGAUGAAAAGCAUGUUGUAGGCUUGAAUCUAUCAGGCUCAGGACUAUCAGGUUUCAUCUCACGCGAGUUCUUACACUUGACUUCACUUCAAACACUAGAUUUAUCCUCAAAUUCACUCGCUGGCUUGAUUCCUUUUGAGCUUGGACAGCUUCAAAAUCUAAGGACAUUGCUUCUUUAUUCAAACUCUCUUUCUGGAAAGAUUCCUCCAGAGAUAUGUCUUUUGAAUAAGUUGCAAGUCCUUAGAAUUGGAGAUAACUUGUUAUGGGGUGAAAUUCCACGAAACAUUGGCAACUUGAUCGAGUUGAGAGUAUUAGGCCUUGCAUACUGCCACUUCAAUGGGAGCAUUCCUGUAGAGAUUGGGAAUUUGAAGCAUCUGACAUCUCUUGACCUGCAAAACAACUUACUCCGCGGCCCUAUUCCAGAAGCCAUUCAUGCCUGUGAAGAGCUUCAAAAUUUUGCAGCCUCAAACAAUAUGCUGGAAGGAGACAUCCCUUUUUCAAUGGGGUUGCUUAAAUCUCUACAAGUUCUUAACUUGGCCAACAACAACCUUUCCGGAUCAAUUCCUACAGAGUUAAGUCAUCUUUUUAAUUUGAGUUAUAUGAAUUUGCUUGGUAAUCGAUUGAAUGGGGAACUUCCUUCAGAGCUUAAUCAGUUGGUUCAGCUGGAGAUCCUCGACCUGUCGAAAAACAACCUCUCAGGGAACAUAAGCCUUCUCAAUACUCAAUUAAAGAAUCUUCAAGUUCUGGUUCUGUCUGAUAAUGCUUUGACAGGUAGCAUUCCAAUCAACUUCUGUCUCAAUAACUCAAAUUUGCAACAACUCAUUCUAGCUCGAAAUAGGCUCUCUGGUGAGUUCCCUUUGGAGCUAUUGCACUGUUCAUCACUCCAAUUAUUAGACCUUUCUGAUAACAGUUUUGAAGGAGAGAUACCACCAAGUCUGGCCACGCUGGAGAACCUGACAGAUCUUGCUCUCAAUAAUAACAGCUUUACAGGAAGUUUGGCUCCUGAAAUUGGAAACAUGAGUAAAUUGGAAAGCCUUUAUCUUUUUGAUAACAAGAUUACUGGUGGAAUUCCGGUGACAAUUGGCAAGUUACAGAGGUUGAGCUUUCUCUACCUUUACGACAACCAGAUGUCAGGAAGUAUUCCGAGAGAGUUAACAAACUGCUCUAGCUUAACCAUAGUGGACUUUUUUGGAAAUCAUUUUACAGGUUCCAUUCCUGAGACCAUGGGAAAGCUUAAAAAUCUUGUGCUUCUUCAACUGAGACAGAAUGACUUGUCAGGUCCUAUCCCGCCGAGCUUGGGCUACUGCAAAAGACUACAAUCCUUGGCCUUGGCUGAUAACAAACUCUCAGGAACAUUGCCGCCGACAUUCAGAUUUCUUUCAGAACUCAGCCUCAUUACUCUUUAUAACAACUCCUUUGAAGGUCCUCUUCCUGCAUCACUCUACCUACUCAAAAACCUCAAAAUCAUAAAUUUCUCUCACAACAGAUUUAGUGGCACCAUUUUGCCUCUCACUCGCUCAAAUUCUUUGACUGCGUUGGACUUAACAAACAACAGUUACUCAGGUCACAUUCCUUCUGAACUAGCCAUGUCAAGAAACCUAAAUCGUCUUCGACUCGCACACAAUCAUCUUACUGGUAGCAUUCCUUCUGAAUUUGGCCAACUCACGGAGCUCAAGUUUCUUGAUUUAUCAUUCAACAAUUUCAAAGGCAAACUAGAUCCUCAGCUCUCAAAGUGUAAAAAACUAGGACACCUCCUACUUAACAACAACCAACUUGGCGGCGAAAUGCCUGGUUGGCUAGGCAGCUUGCAAGAAAUUGGGGAGCUUGAUCUCUCCUCCAAUAAUUUCCAUGGAACAAUCCCAGCUGAAAUUGGAAAUUGUUCAAGAUUACUUAAGCUUUCUCUCCAUGGAAAUAACCUCUCCGGAAAGAUCCCACAACAGAUAGGUUAUCUCACUUCUCUUAAUGUCCUAGAUUUGCAAACAAACAACCUUUCAGGAAAAAUUCCUUCAACAAUUCAGCAGUGCAAGAAACUCUAUGAACUGAGGCUUUCGGAGAAUUUCUUAACUGGUUCAAUACCAUCUGAGCUAGGAAGCAUGACUGAACUACAAGUGAUCUUGGAUUUAAGUAAAAAUCUGUUCACUGGAGAAAUUCCAUUUUCUCUUGGAAAUCUGGAGAAGUUGGAGAGAUUGAACCUGUCUUCUAAUCAACUCCGAGGAGAAGUUCCAUCUUCACUAGGAAAGCUGACAAGCCUCCACGUAUUAAAUUUGUCAUAUAAUAAUCUCCACGGCCAACUUCCUUCAACCUUUUCAGGAUUCCCACUUAGUUCUUUCUUGGGGAAUAUGAAGCUCUGCGGCCCACCAUUAGUAUCAUGCUCAGAGUCAGCAGAACAAGGGAGAAGAAAACUAUCAAACUUUGAAGUUAUAGGUACUAUUGCAGCAAUUGUGUUUACUUCAACUGUGAUAUGCCUGAUUAUGCUUUAUAUCAUGCUCAGAAUGUGGUUAAAUUGGAGGAAAGUUUCCAUUUCAAAUUCGGAUGGGGGUGGUGGGAGUGAACAGAAGAAAGAAGAGAAACGGGUUUGUGGAGAUGAAAAAAGAAAAAAUGGUGAGUAUAAGAGAAUGAAGUCCAUGACAUUGGUUCCUUUACAAGAUGAACAAAUUUCUACAGCAUGCAUAUUCCAAUCCAACAUGGACAACAAAGAAAUGGAUGACAACUUAGUCUGACACUCAGAAGAUGUGGUCACUUCCAUUUUUCCUUUUAAUUUGUUGGGGUUUAUUGGGUCGUAAAAUUCUCUGUCUUUUAACAAAUCAAGUGUGUUUCAAAUGCAUUUAUACAAAAGAAUUGAGAGUGUACAUAUAUGUUACUUUAAAAACCUAAAAAUAGAUGAUUUCAUAAGAGUCGUCUGUUAUUUUCCAUUUCAAUUCUUCUUGUUGGCAGCCUCCUGUUUCAGUUAGAUUCAACAAGGCAAUACCAUU